ACACACAGACAGGCAUACUCUUUCUCUCUCAAUCCUUUCUCAGCUCAGCUUUUGCUCUCUAUUUUAGUGUUUUUUUUUGUUCACUUUUUUUUAAGUUAGUUUCACACACUUAUGAAAAAGGAAAGAUAUCUCACAAACUGAUUUGCGGUUUUUUUAUUUGGGUUGUUUUCUUUUUCUUUAUAAACUAGGAAUUUCGUGUUUUUUUUUUUUUUUUUUGGUUUUGGAAUGUUGAUGGAAGAGGUUUGAGUUUGAGAGUGAUGAAGGUGACGGGGAAAGCUAGUUUGCCAGCGACAUUUUCGGGGAGGAAUCCGACGGACGCGGAUCUCAAGCCAACGACGAAACGGAAGGCAAGGAACAGGAGGUGGAAACGGGUCGGCGGUACGCCGGUUGUGGGGAGGCGGAGCAGGCCGGAGACGCCUUUGUUGAAAUGGAAGGUGGAGGAGAGAGAGAAAGAGAGAGGGAAAGAGAAAGUUCGUGGAGUUGAGGAAGAGCUCGAGGACGAGGUGGAAGAGGAGGAGAAUGGUGGCCGGAGAGGUGGUGGUCGAGGGCAUAGGAGGAAAGGUGCUCCAAAAGUGUCCGCGAGGAAGCUUGCAGCUGGAUUGUGGCGGUUACAGUUGCCGGAGACGGUGACGUCUAGUGUUGCAGAAAGGAGGAGCGAUCGCUUAGGGUUUAAGCCUGGUAAAGAUUUUGUGGGUGUUCCAUUCCAUUAUCAUCACAAGGACAAAAUUUGUAGUUCAGAUGCCAAGGAUCCAUUACAGAGCCCUGGUUCUGCCUCUGGCACUAAGAACGGUCUCUUGCGUAAGAUCGAGCCUUCAAUUCAAUUUUCCAACUCUGCGAUGGAGGGAGCAACAAAGUGGGAUCCUGUCUGCUUAAAAACAACGGAUGAGGUAAGGCAAAUUUACAACCACAUGAAGCGUAUUGACCAACAAGUAAGUGCUGUAUCAAUUGUUUCUGCCCUUGAAGCUGAGCUAGAGCAGGCUCGAGCUUACAUUGAGGAGCUUGAGACUGAGCGCCGAUCCUCGAAGAAAAAACUUGAGCACUUCUUGAGGAAAGUUAGUGAGGAAAGGACUGCUUGGCGGAGUAGAGAGCAUGAGAAAAUACGUGCCUUUGUAGAUGAUGUUAAAGCGGACUUGAAUCGAGAACAGAAAAAACGGCAGAGGCUUGAAAUUGUUAAUUCGAAAUUGGUGAAUGAGUUGGCUGCUGCCAAGUUAUCGGCAAAGCAAUAUAUGCAGGAUUAUGAAAAGGAAAGAAAAGCCAGAGAACUAAUUGAAGAAGUAUGCGAUGAACUUGCUAAAGAAAUUGGAGAAGACAAGGCUGAAGUGGAGGCAAUUAAGAGAGAUUCCAUGAAGCUUCGCGAGGAAGUCGAUGAGGAAAGAAAAAUGUUGCAGAUGGCUGAGGUCUGGCGUGAAGAACGUGUACAGAUGAAGCUCAUUGAUGCAAAGGUAGCACUUGAAGAGAGGUAUUCACAAAUGAACAAGCUUAUAGCAGAUUUGGAGACUUUUCUAAGGUCAAGGACUGGAAAUCUGGACACGCAAGACAUGCAAGAAGCAGAAUCACUAAGACAGGCUGCUGAAUCAGUUAAUGUUAAAGAAAUUAAGGAAUUUACAUAUGAGCCAGCAAACCCAGAUGAUAUUUUUGCCGUUUUUGAAGAUGUUGCUUUCGGUGAAGCAAAUGAAAGAGAAAUUGAACCCUUUACUGCAUAUAGUCCUGCUAGCCAUGCCUCAAAAGUUCUUAUGUUGAGUCCCGAAAUGAACAUGAUGAAGAAAGACAGCAUUAUGAAACAUUCAAAUGCACUUUUUGAUCAGAAUGAUGAGAUAGAGGAAGAUGAGAGUGGGUGGGAAACUGUCAGCCAUCUCGAGGAUCAGGGCUCAAUUUACUCACCAAAAGGGAGUGCUGCAUCUGUCACCAGGAAUCACCGGGACAGCAAUUUCUCGGGUAGUGGAACUGAAUGGGAAGAAAAUGCAUGUGGAGAUACCCCAAUCACUGAAAUUAGCGAAGUUUGUUCAUUACCUGCUAGGCAGUCGAAGAAGGCGUCGUCCAUAACGAGGCUUUGGAGGUCAUGCCCGAAUAAUGGAGAAAAUUACAAGAUAAUUUCAGUAGAAGGAGCAAAUGGCAGACUUUCAAAUGGAAGAAAGUCUAAUGGGGGUAUUGUAUCCCCAGAUCGAGGAUCCGGUAAAGGUGGGCUCAGUCCUUCAAUGGGACAGUGGAGUUCACCUGACGGUCAUCCACACAUAACGAAAGGGAUGAAAGGGUGCAUUGACUGGCCUCGUGGUGCACAAAAGAACAGUUUGAAGGCAAAGCUUUUGGAAGCAAGAAUGGAAAGCCAAAAGGUCCAACUGCGGCAUGUUCUUAAACAGAAGAUUUAGAACAGUGAAGUUCCCAACUGAAAUAAGGAAUAUAUUGGUCAGAGACAUGAGCAACUUCUGCUGCUGGUUCAAAAUCGGUUAAAAGUUGAAUACAGGCAACUGAUUGGUCCCAUAGAUUUUUCGAUCCUCCGGUUUUUCGAGUUCUUGCUGAGUAAGCCGGAUGAUGUUGUUCAUGAAACAUAUUAGUUGGGAUCAUCUCCUUUCAUUUGUAAUAGUUGUAACACUGCCUGGAGACAUUGACAUUCUCUAUGUAAUAGAGAACCAACGCAUGACAUUUGUAUUCUAUCACUCGGAUCCGAGGUUAUCAAGGAAAACAAGUUCAUGGUUGUCUGAA
Gossypium raimondii (Peruvian cotton) is the source of this 2700-nucleotide messenger RNA. RefSeq lists its product as uncharacterized. Lineage: Eukaryota; Viridiplantae; Streptophyta; Magnoliopsida; Malvales; Malvaceae. Bases 258 to 2366 code for a protein of 702 amino acids. The record is from RefSeq and is a predicted model, not a curated record. The transcript has 3 exons.